Molecule: messenger RNA, 501 nt
Organism: Rotaria sp. Silwood2
Lineage: Eukaryota; Metazoa; Rotifera; Eurotatoria; Philodinida; Philodinidae
Source: the annotation of a GenBank genome assembly
AUGGAUGAAAGCCGCUCUCUGUAUGUUACGCUCUCCAGUGAAAAUGAGGUGAGAGGAUAUAGAAGAGGAGAUUCUGAAGGAACAGUAGUUGCGGGUGGCAACGGAAUGGGUAGUGGUCUCAACCAAUUUAAUAUGCCAUAUUUCGUAUUUGUCGAUCAAGAUCAUGCAGUAUACGUGUCUGAUCUUUUCAAUCAUCCUGUGAUGAAAUGGAAGAAAAAUGCUAAAUCGGGUAUUAUUGUUGCCGGUGGUCAUGGAUUAGGAAGUCGUCUCGAACAACUUCAAAAUCCACGAGAAAUUGUUGUUGAUCCAUCAGGUACUCUUUAUGUGGCUGACGACACCAACGAUCGAAUUAUGCGUUGGACUGAAGGAGCUAGACAGGGCAGUGUUGUUAUUGAUGGUAAACGGGGCAGUGGGAUGGAAUCGAUAGUAUAUCUUUCGAUCGGUAUGGUAAUCUGUAUGCGGUCAAUUUCGAUAGUUAUCAUGUUCGACGCUUUAAUUUAA